AUGCCCGGACUAUUUCUAAUUAACUCUUCUCAUUCUAAGCCACAAUCUCUCUCCUUUGUCAACAUCCUUACGACCACUCCUGCAAUCCCACUCAUUUCGCACAGGAACAAUUCUUACCAAUUGUCCGCAAAAAUACCCGCCCUCGUUAACUCGAGACUGGCUUCCUCCCUCGACCGUAAACCACUCCCUCCCCCUCCCCAUCAUGCUCUCCGCCCACAAUCUCAGCCUCGAUUCCGCAAUUCCUUAAGACCAUAUCGCGAGCACCCAGUGGCUCCAGUCGAUCCUCCACCUUCGUUUUCCUCCUCAAUUCCCUCCCCUCCAUUCACCGUGGUCUCCCCGUCCACGUCCCCAUCAUCCGAUACCUCCAUCUCCACAUCCUGCGAUGUGGUUUCGGCCCUCCAUCCUCGAGUCGCUGUGAUUUUGGGCGUUGAUCGCCGCUGGCAUAUCCCCUUGUUAUUCUGUCGGGGUCUCAGCGUCCUACCGGCAGCAUGGUGGGGGCUACGAUGUGCAUUUAUGUUCCUGGCAGAGCUUCUGCGUAUCAGGCCCCAGUUUUGGCAUGAGGGAUGGACAGCAGCGAUUGUGAUGAGCACUUCGGGCGAUUGGGAUAUGGAGAGGAGGUUCAGAGUUAUAGAAGUGGCAUUGGCCAUUAUCUGGUGUUCAGCAUCGGCGUAUUUGUUUUACUUCUUCACGGAUUGUAUGAUGUCUAGAUGGCUUCUUAAUUAUGCACCUCCUGCUGUUGUGAUUCGACUUUUGGCUACAAAUGGUCUUCUUGCCUACCUCACUUCAUGGAUUCUCUACCUAUCAGGGGCAUCCUCGGAUCCCCGCCUCCUGCUUCCAGCAUGGAUAUCAAUCGCGUCGGUCCUCUCUUUUGUCUACCAUAUCACCCAGCGCCAAAUUAAUGUGAAGAAAGAAACAUUUGCGACAAUCUACGUCUUCUCAAUUGCAAGCUUUAUCAGCAUGUGCUCUUUGCUUCUACAGUUGCACCUCACACGUGAGAAUGAGCCUGAAGUCCCACUAUUCGUUAUGGGUAAAAAGGCAUUGGAAAUUGGCACGGAAAUGAUUGCUGAAUACAGGGUAGGAACUCCAUGUUUUUCGCAAUAA
Messenger RNA from Paracoccidioides lutzii Pb01, 1101 nucleotides. RefSeq lists its product as hypothetical. Gene Ontology annotation, biological process: cellular response to oxidative stress; protein N-linked glycosylation. Gene Ontology annotation, cellular component: endoplasmic reticulum membrane. The coding region runs from base 1 to 1101 and encodes 366 amino acids. The transcript is spliced from 5 exons. The record is from RefSeq and is a predicted model, not a curated record.